This is a messenger RNA of Dichotomopilus funicola, 5511 nucleotides long. RefSeq lists its product as uncharacterized. The transcript is spliced from 2 exons. Bases 1 to 5511 code for a protein of 1836 amino acids. The record is from RefSeq and is a predicted model, not a curated record. Lineage: Eukaryota; Fungi; Ascomycota; Sordariomycetes; Sordariales; Chaetomiaceae.
AUGGCCGCAUACGCUCAAAAGUACACACAAAAGCCGCUUCCGCCGCCAAGGGACUACCAGCAGGGUUACCACCCGCAAGCCCAGUACUACCAGCAACAGCUGAACUCCGAUGUGGAGCAUCGGCCUCCGUCUUUUGUAGGGCUCCCGCCGAUUCGCCGCGCUUCGACUUUUGGCUCCUCACUAGGCUUAACGGCCGAGGAGUUCACGACCAACGAUAACAACGCCGAGGGCAUUCCUCGCCCGCAACCAAGCCCCAAACCCAAUUCUUCCGCUCAGGGACCCUCCUCCCAGCAGCCCACCAUGGCCUCCGCGCAGCAGCAGCAGCAGCAGCAGCAGCAGCAGCAGCAGACGGGCCAAUUCCUAGGCUCCGCCCCACCGUCCGGCCAAUUUGUCCAGAACGUCUACCGGCCUACCCCCGGCGCCCAGGCUUCCCAAGGCGCUCAGGGUCCGAUACGCCCGGCCCAAACGUGGCAGGUGCAGAGCCAGGCGCCCAGCCAGAAUCAGAAUCAGAUCCAAAACCGGGGCUUUCCGAACGCCGGGUUCCCGAAUGGUAGCCUACCUGGGCAAGGCCCGUCUCCGAUGCAGGGGAGGGCCUUUGUGGGCGCUCCCGGGACAGCUCAGCCCGUCAUGGGCGGGCCUGCGCCGAUCGCCGGUCAAGGCCAGCAGUUCGGCCAGGCCGGUGGCCGACAGAUGGUUGUGCCGCCGCACAUGCUUUCAAACAACCUGUCGCAGCGGUUCCAGCCCCAAGGCGGAGGCUGGAACUUGCAAGAAUCGCACCUGUCCGAGCCCCUUCAACCCACCGGCCGUCACCGCCACUCUCCGAGCAACGCGUCGUCGCGGCAGCAGGAAGAUAGGCCGUACUAUGGUAUCGACAAGGAAACUGGCGUGCCCAUGUCUGCCUCGCCAGUUCAACGGCGCGCUGCGACUGAGCAGCCGCCAAGCAGCCCGCCUGACGGUUCUCAACAAGCCGCGCAACGGCCACAGAGCCCUCAACAGGAGGGCGGCGUCCUGUCGCGCUUCCGAUCCCAUCAGUCCCAACAAAGCGAACUACAGCGACAUGAUCUCCAAGACGGUCCGCCUAAGCGAAACUCAGGUGUGUUCUCCAGCCUGCGGAACCGGCUUGGAAGCAAUAAUCACGCCGACGAGUCCCAGCCGCAGGGCCCGGACAGCGUGGCCAAGCCGCAGAACGUCAAUGGCGACGACGCCUCAGUGGUUAGCCUGAACACGGAGGAAGCAGGGCCCCAACAGCAGAGACUGAACCCGGUCUUUGGCCCGAGGGGCGGCGGGAGUCCGGACAACAUGUCUUACAGUGGCCAGAGCAAGGAUAGCAUCACCGCCCAAAGCCCCGGAACACCUCUCGGCGAGAGGAUGCAGGGGCAUACCCCGCCUUCUCAAUUUGCGCCGCCUACCCGGAAGCCGACUGGGUUCUUCCACAACCGACCAGGCGGCGCUGGGGGUGCGGCACCGGCGAACGGUCCCGGUCACAAGACUGCUGGGAGCAUCAGUGGUGGGCCGAAGAAGCGCUUCUCCGCGCUUAAAGACGUGUUCCGGGGCUCGCCUCGUGACAACGCAAAGAACCCGGGCUCCUCGUUUACUGUCCGGAUGCCUGCGCAGACGGCUUCACAAGCACCCGGCGCCCAGACACAAUUCCAGGGCCAGCCCCAAGCCCAGCCCCAGGGUCAGUUCCAAGGCCAGCCACCAGGGCAAGGGCAACCGCAAGGCCAGUUCCAAGUUCCAGGCCAGUCCCAGCCUCAUAUACCGCCGCAGGGUCAAUAUCAAAAUAUGUCGCAAUCUCUAGGCACGUCCCAAUUCCAGCCGCCACGGACUGGGCCGAGCCCGGGGCCCGGCGCUUCAGCUUCGCCGGCAUCCAACAUUGGGCCCCAGAACACGGGUCCCCAAAGCGCCGGACCCCAGAGCGCAGGUCCCCAGAGCGCAGGGCCUCAAGGAAAUACCAACAAUAGCUCGCCAGGCGCUUCUUCGCCCCAGCUGAACUCUGCAAACGGGCAAAUGCCCAAUGGACAGGAUCGCUUUGCUCCCGGACCUGGGCCUACUCCCAGCCCCGGUCCUAACCCUGGGCCUGGUCCAAACCAGAAUCAGCGCCCGAACCAGGGCCAGGGCCAGAACCAGAACCAGUCGGACAAGAAAGCUGGCACGGGCUUCUUUGGUUUCUUGAGAGGUCGGGCAGAUUCAAAGAGUCAGGAGACAUCCUCGCAGCCGAGUCAAGCACCGCUGCAGGGUCAACAGCCCGGUUCUUUCCCGCCAGGACAGGGGCCGGCCCCAGGUCAGCGAUUUGGCAUUCGUCCGCCACUGGGCCCUGACGGACGCCCGAUUACGGCAGCCGCGCAGUCGCCGUAUCCCGGGCAGUUCCAGGGCCAGCCACAGUUUGGACAGACCGGUCCUCCGGGCCCUCUCGGUCCCCCAGGCACUGCGGGUUCUCUUCCGCCGCAGAGUCUCCCAGGUGGCCCACGACCCGGUACGGCUCUUAGCCACCAGCUUCAGCAGCAUCCUGGCUUUGCUCCGGCCACGAGCCCACGACCGCCUGCGCAAACACAACCCGGCCAGUCCCCACAGGUGCCCCAGCGUGAGCCAAGCAGCGCUACGGGGCCUACUCCCGGCACGUCGAUUAUCGAUUCACCAGUGUCGUUGCACUCGCAGCCCGCGACGCAGUUUGCUAUUGAGCAGACCCGGUUCUUGGCGGACUCUCCGGUCAGCACCAAACCGCUGUUUGCUCCUCCGCAGGCCCCAGGCCAGGGGGGUCCCAGCACUCUCCAGGGCAACAACAACAGCCUGGGCCAGCCGGGAGAUGGGAACGAUGUCAACCGACCUGUUUCCCCGGCCUCGCAUAUCCAGCCUCCGCUCCCUGGCAUUCCGGGUGAGCAGCUUGAACGCAUCGCUUCGCCGCAGCCCGCAGCCGGCGAUCGGUCGCCCCCGGUCGGUGGUGGUUCCUCUGGACAAGGCACACCGCGCAUCGCACAGGGUCCCGGUUCAGCAUCUGAAGAGUCGGGCCCAGCGUUGGGCUCAACACCGCAGCCGUCGAGCCCUCAACCGGGUCAGCAAGGUCAGCAAGCUGGUGGUCCCCAGCCCCCGGCUGUUUUACAGGGUCAGCCACAGCCCGGCCCGCCCGGCUUUACCGGCCCUCCCCGCCCACCUGGCGCUGCUGGCUCCCCGGGCCAAGGCUACUGGAUGCCGGGCCAACCCGGCCCUGUUCCAGCCCAAUUCCGCCAGCAAGCCGGGCCAGGCGGUCCUGGUCCCGGUCCCCGCCCGAACGGUGCUCCGGCCAAUGCCCAGCCGAAGGAGAAGGAGCAGAGCACCAUCUCGAAGCUGCUCUUCGGCGGCAAGUCGUCGUCGGCUGCCGCAUCGGGUGCGGCAUCUAUCUCCAGUGCGUCCAAGCCCGAGAAGGAGAAGAGCUCGAAACCGUCCAUCAUGAGCGCCUUUAAGCGGAAGCAGCCCGAGACUCAGCCAACCCAGACGCCCCAAGCGCAGGCUGGCAGACCCGGUCAAGGCCCGCUUCCUCCGGGAGCGCAGCAGCAGCAGCAGCAAUUUAUGACUAGGCCGCCGGGUUUCCCUCAACAGCAACAGUUUCAACAAGGCCCUCCGCAGGGUCUGCGUCCUGGUAUGCCGGGUCCUCUCCCGCAAGGCCCUCCCCAGCAAGGUCCUCCCCAGCAAGGUCCUCAGCUCGGCGGCCCCGGUGGUGGUCCGGGACAACCCCCGCAAGGACAGCUACCCCCGCAGAUGAUCCCCCGACAAGUUACCCGUCCGCUGGCACCGGAGCCACAGUACGAUCAGGUUCCCAUCCCGGCUGGGUAUGGCUACGUCCACGGCGAAGGACGAGUUGCGCCCGCUCCGGCACACGUCUACGUCGGACCUGGUUUCCCUGGACCAGGCCCCCGACCUGGGUUCCCUCAGCAGCAACCACAGCAACAGUGGGCUCAACCCGGUGCUCCGGGCCAGCCGGCGGGUGCACCCCAGCAACAGCAGCCUAAUGGCAUUCCGGCCUCUGCUAUCUCACUGGCAGCUUCGACUCCGCAGUCGCAGACUCCUGCUCCGGCUUCGGCGCUUACACAAACUUCAGCGGCCCAGGAACAGGGACAGGCACGGCAAGAUACCGCCUCUCCCGCUCCAGGCGCUGCUCCAGUCACUGCUCCUGCCGAAGAGCCUGCUAGAGAUGCUCCCGCCCAAGAACAGAAGGCUGAGGACGCUCCGCCUCAAUUGCAAGUCCCGUCCAUUCAGCAGCCACCAGCCACCACUGCUCCGGUUGUCUCUCGGCCCACAGCGCCGGACGUCUCACCCCAGUCGUCGACUCCCACUCCCGCUCCUCAGGUCUCCCAAGCGGUUGUCCCGCCCCCGGCGAACCAGCCGCCAGUCCAGGCCCAAACUCAAGCUGGACUCCCCGCCCGCACGUUUGCUCGCGACAAUGUCUCUCCGCCGCCUCAGCUCCAGUACAAUGUCCCACCGCCGCAGCCGUCGUCCGGCCCUGUGAACGUGGUCAUUGCGCCGCCGCAGGGGCAGAGCAGCAACAAGGUGUCUCACUCGAGGGAUCUGAGUGCUGACGGCAUUGCCUCGCUUCCGUCGCAGCGGCCAGGUCGUGGACAGCCCUUGUCUCCCCCGGCUCAGCAGCCUGCGCCGGGUUGGAUUGUCAACCCAUCAGCCCCGCCAGUACAGCCCAAGGCCGCUGAACGGGGUGUGAGUGCCGGUGCCGGCGCCGAAUCUAAGUCGACUAUCCAACCGCCUUCUUCUACUUCUCCUGUGAACCAGCUGGUGGCGACCCCUACAGCCCAGCGGGUGGAAGAGGAUAACCUUUAUGAUGCGACGCCGCGUCAGUCCCAGUUCCCUACUGGCACCCAAACGGGCUCCCCGCCCAUCCAGCGGUCACCUCAGUCCGUGUCACCACCGCCCCAGCCCCAGCCACCGGUUCAAGUGCAGGUGCAGCCUCAGCAACAGCAGCAGCAAGUGGCCCGUGAUGUCCCCGCCAACACCAUUGUCGUUUCUGGUCCCAUCGAGCCCAAGUCUGCGGGCUUGUCCCACGAGGUCACCCGGCCACCGGUGCAGAACCCCCACGCCAUCGUCAGCUCAGACUCGGACAUUCCCACACCUCCGGCCAUCGCCUUCCACCCGCCUCCGCGCACCAACACCGACCGGGACCAUGACCACGAUCACGACGAUGACCUAGACUUUGACUCCGACAUGGAAUCCCCUAUCAUCCAGGACGCCGCGAUCGCCACGGUGCAACAAGCCAGCCCCAGCACGAGCAGCCCGGCCAACCAAAACGGCAACACCGCGGCCAAGGACAACGUCGCCAUCUUUGAGCGCGCCAAGAAGAAGGCUGAGGAGCAGCGUGAGGCCGAGCAUCGCCUGAUGAUGGAGGAGAAGAUCCCCGUACUGGAUGAAGACGCCGCUGCGGCGGCCGCCGGCAAGAACCAGGAGGUGCUACCCCAGAUGAGUGCCACGAGCUACCCGGGCCAGGAGUGGAAUCCGUAUGGAGAUGGAGGCUUUGAGGACUGGAAUGAGUAA